Messenger RNA from Haliotis rubra (blacklip abalone), 969 nucleotides. RefSeq lists its product as uncharacterized. The record is from RefSeq and is a predicted model, not a curated record. The coding region runs from base 1 to 888 and encodes 295 amino acids. Lineage: Eukaryota; Metazoa; Mollusca; Gastropoda; Lepetellida; Haliotidae. The transcript has 6 exons.
AUGAUCUUCUCCAUCGUAGUAGCAGCUUUGUGUUUAGCUGGAGAAAUCUCCGCUACAAACCUUGCCUUGAAAAGGCCGGUCACCCAGAGCAGCUUCUGGUCCGUCUUUAGUGGAGCUCGGGCCGUUGAUGGCAACACAAAUGGCAAUUUCGAUAAGGGUAGAUCCUGUUUCAUGUCCGGUGACGACGAAAGUGACCCUUGGUGGAUGGUGGACCUUGGUCAAGCGUACCCUGUGGCCUCAGUGACCCUCUACAACAGAGCCGAUUGCUGUGGGUCAAGGUUAAACAAUCUGGAGAUCCGAGUGCACUCUGACCCCACAACUGAAGGUCAGCUGUGUGGCGCUGUCACCGCACCUCAACCAGAUGGCGCUGUCAAGGUCAUCAACUGCCCACCAGGAGUUAAAGGCCAGUACGUCCGUAUUGUCAAGGACAAGUCCGUUGACAAUGACGUCCUGAGCUUCUGUGAGGUCGAAGUUGAAGAAGCCAACGAGUGUUCCAGUGGCUUCAACAGUGUUGCCAACCAAUGCCUCGCCUUCGCCGACACAUUAGCAACUUUCGCUGAGGCAAUCACCUACUGUGAGCUGCGGGAGUCCCGGCUCGUCAUGAUUAAGACCGAGGAGCUCGACAACGCCAUCGCAGCCUACAUCAACGCCAACGGACUUGACGGACACAACUAUUACGUCGGCGCUAGCGACAUGGAGGACAACAACGUGUACCACUGGAUCGACGGCAGCUUGGUUGUGGCACCAUGGCAUCCGACCGGACCCUCCGCUACUCUGUUGCCAGGGCAGACACAAGAUUCUGGGUGUGGGUAUCUGAACACCACCUCCACGUACGCCUGGGAGGCCAUGCCUUGCAGCGAGCCCAACUAUUUUAUCUGCCAGCAGUAGCCUGUGAAAUCUGUGUACACCAUUGAAUACCCAUAUAUAAUGUGCUCAAAGGUGAAUGUUUCACCUGUGUACAUAUAUGAA